CGAUUUGAUUGUGUGUGCAGUAGUUUGUACUUAUCUAGUGACAGCAGCAAAACACGACAAAACUUAUGUCGUAUUUGUGUUGUUUAUUAAUACUGGUUGUUAUUUUUAGAAUAAACGUUUUAAAAUUUUUUGUACAUAAUUAUUUAAUAAAUAAGUAAAAUGUCUCGUGAAUCGAUAAAUUUAUAUGUAAAACAACCGAUUAAACGAUUGGAAAUACCAAUAAGUAAAUUUGACGUAGCAAUUUCUCAUCAUUUAGAUUUAUUACAAAGACAUAAAAACAAUAUUAAAAAGUUUGAAAAGAUAAAAGAUUGGAAUAAGGUUCACAAAGAACAAAUAAAUGCAUCAAGACUAGUGAAGCAACUUGAACAACUUGUAUAUGAAAUGGAUACGUUGCGAGGUCAAGUUAAGAAUGAGGAUAUAGAAAAGUUCGAUAAGCUAACGUGGCAAUCAAGGUGUUCAACAAUAAAUGCUAUCCAAGAAUAUUUAGAAAUGGAAUUAGCAUCUGAUCCUCCAGAGACAACAGAGAAAAAAUUCAAAGAUGAAUCUCAAAUAAAUGAGCCAACAGAUGAUGAUGAUUCAUCAAAUAAUGAUCAAGAUAAUCAACUCUUACAGGUAGAAAAAGAACUGGAAGAAUUAGAGAGAAAAAAAUCUUGCCUGAAUACGUGGAAUUUAUUACAAAAUGAUCUACACCAAUUACGUCAACUAUUUAUUGAUUUAAAUCGAUUAAUUAAUGAUCAAAAAGAAGAUGUCAAUAAAGUAGAAGAUCACGUUAUUAUAGCUGAUGAAAAUGUAAAUGAGGGAAACAAAAACCUAGAGAAAGCAUUGAAGCUAAAAGCAACGGCCUAUCCACUUGCUGGAGCCCUUUUAGGAACUUGUAUUGGUGGGCCGGUUGGUUUAAUUGCUGGAUUAAAAUUAGGAGGAUUAACAGCCUUUGGCUGUGGAAUUUUAGGAUAUGCUGGCGCCACAAUUCUUAAAAAAAACCAACUUCAAAAAACUAAGAAUGUCGAUACUCACGAAAUGACGACUUCAAAAACAAAUUUUAAUUCAGUUUCUUCAAAAGAACCAAAAAAGCAACUAUGACAAACAAAUAGAUUAAAAUUAAAAACGAAAUGUGAUAUACUCUAGUUUUUUAAUUUAUUACUUAAAUUCUAAUAAUAAAA
Molecule: messenger RNA, 1160 nt
Organism: Chelonus insularis
Lineage: Eukaryota; Metazoa; Arthropoda; Insecta; Hymenoptera; Braconidae
Gene: Syx17
Product: syntaxin 17
Exons: 5
Coding region: 160-1080 (306 amino acids)
Biological process (GO): vesicle-mediated transport
Cellular component (GO): membrane
Source: RefSeq, a predicted model, not a curated record